Molecule: messenger RNA, 519 nt
Organism: Cladocopium goreaui
Lineage: Eukaryota; Dinophyceae; Suessiales; Symbiodiniaceae
Source: the annotation of a GenBank genome assembly
AUGGCGGUGGAGGGGGAGAACGCCGAGACGGAUCCACAGGAGGAGGAGGCUUUCCUGGACGUCUUGGAAGGCGAAGACGCCAAGGGGCCGAUGGUGAAAGCAUCCUUCAAGGUGCAGGUUGGGAACCUGGCAGUGGCACUGUGUUUCCUGCCUGAUCAGCAGGACACGGAGUUGUUUUCCGAUCCCGAAAAGACACAACCGCAGCCACGGCUGUUGCCCAUCGACGCGCGGCCGAUGCAGAGGCCAGAACACCAGGGUCAGCUAUGUCUUGGAGGUUUGUCCUUCAGCUUGGACAAGAAGCUCACCGAGCCGGAGGAGGAACCCUUCUGGAACUUUUCGGCUCGGCUGCUCAGUGGGAUGAUCACCUGGGUUAACUUCGGCUCGGCAGCCUUGCUGACAGCCUUGGAGUGCACCUGCAUCAGUACCAAGAGGAUGGAGAGGCUGAAGAGGAAGAGGAGGCCACGGUUCCGGCCACGCCUCCCAGCCACGGUUCCAGCCCGGCGCGAGAGAUGCCAAUAG